Messenger RNA from Electrophorus electricus (electric eel), 5511 nucleotides. NCBI's taxonomy places the organism in Eukaryota, Metazoa, Chordata, Actinopteri, Gymnotiformes, Gymnotidae. The record is from RefSeq and is a predicted model, not a curated record.
AUGAGUCAUAAAGGCGAACUCCCUCGUAGAGUUGAAGACUGGACAAAAGAGCAAGUUCAUCACUGGCUGGCAAAGGACCUGAAGGUGGACCACGCCUGGGCUGACAGACUGUACAAGGAGGACGUAUCCGGGGAAGAACUGGUCUGCUUUAACGUAGAGUAUCUGCAAAAACUAGGCAUUAAGUUUGGUCCAGCUGUUCGAAUUAUAAACAAAUUAGAGACUUUAAGAAAGUCUUAUGAGAAUGAAUCACAAACUGAUGCACAGACCAACAUCUCUACAACACAAUUAUAUUCAGAGUCUCCUGGAUGUUCAAGCACUCAGGAUACUGAUACUUGGCCAAACAUAUCAGAAAGAACUGAUCACAGCAUGUCGUCAGGUAGACAGCAAUCAGGUUGUAAGAAACAGAAAAAACACAAGCAAAAAUCAGAUAAAAAAAGUUUAUCCAGUCUUGAUAUCUGCAAAGAUGAAAGCAAAAAUGAAGCAUCAUCUAGAAAUACAAUCACUCAAGAAACAGAAUCACACAUGGGAAAAUGCCUCCUUGACAGGACGACAACCAUCAACACACAACCAUAUAAAGAGCCAGGGGCAAAACUUUCCCAAAUGACUGAAAGUCAGACAACACAGAUGUCCAGAGAAAUGUCUUCCCAAAUGACUGAAAGUCAGACAACAGGGGUGUGCACAGUAAUGUCUUCCCAGAUGGACAGGAACAAAGACGUGGAAUCCUCCUCCAAAAUGCAAAUUAAAUCAAAAUCUAUAGGCAGUUUCUGUCAAUUUGACCAGCAUUCUUCUUCUCACAGAUACAUUGAGAACUACUGCUUGCCACCAGAGUCAGGACCGAGUAAUCUAACUGAUGCUGUACAUGAAUAUAAACUUUUAGCAAGAGCAGAAAACACAGAUGCAAUGAAGAAAAAAAUCAACAAAGAAGUUUUCCGGUUUGCAGCGGGAUGCAUGAAUAGCAGGACAAAUGGAACCAUUCACUUUGGUGUAGCAGAUUCCAAAAACUCCACAUAUUCUCAUGGGGAGAUUAUUGGAGUCAGUGUUGAAGAAACAGAUUCCAUCAUUGAUUACUUCAACCAGGGCAUCAAAUCAAGCUUUGAAGAAAAUCCUGAGGAUGCAAAGAGAUGCAUAAGACAGCCACGCUUUGUGGAAGUGCUGUCCUGCAACAGCACCUUGUCCGGAAAAUAUGUCAUAGAGGUGGAUGUUGUCCCAUAUCACAGCAUAGUUUGUGGAAAAAUGUACCGUAUCCGGACUUUUGAUGAGGAGAACCAAUGGAAGAAAAGCAAAGGACAUUCACUGUUUAUUAGAGAAGGAGCUGCAACUAGAGAUGUAUAUAAAAUCGGAAACCCAAGUGAGCUGCAAGCUGAACUGGUUAAAUUAAAUACAAACUUGCCUCUUCUGGACACCAUAAGAAAGGGGGCAGAAAUGAAGCCUCAAAUUAAACAAACAUCAAACGAUGGAGAAAAACUAGUUAAUCUGUUGACAUAUGGGGGAGGAACUCUCGAUUAUUAUAAUUACUAUAUAAUUGUAACAAACAAAAGCCAUCCUGAACAACUCCAGCAUCUCCAGUUUCUGACUACUCUAAAACUCUUCUGUGUGCUGGACUUUGAUCCAGAUUCUGUCAAAAAUGGAUCGUGCCAUGAAUACAGAAAAGUUCGCAUUGCAAACCUUCACACUCCAGGGCAGUUUCAUGGUGAUCCAGGUACAUUAACACAAAACCUAAAUUUGUACAAACAAACCAGUUGGAUACUGUGCAAUGGAAGAGUGGAUAUGAAUAAAGGGGGUGACAAACCACUUCCUCCGAGUGAGUGGCUGAAAACCAAAGCUGGAGAAGUGCAGGACAUGAUUUCCUACUUGUGCAAUCCAGAUAUUCUUCCAAGAGGGAGAUUCUUAGUUAUUUUUCUCCUUCUCUCUGUUGUUGAAGCCAUGAAUGAUCCCAUUUUUGAAACGUUCAUGUCAUUUUACAAGAAUCUCAGAGGAACACAAAACAUUCUAAGCAUUUGCACAUCAGUCAAUGCUUUUCAGAAAUGGAAAGACUUCAUCCAAACCAGAACAGAGCUUGAUAUCAAUGGGCAAAACAUCUGUGAAUUAGAACUCAGUCAAAUCAAUGGCUCCAUACUUGGACUUGGCAAACGCAAAAAAACAACAGAGAGACUUCUACCUUCUGACGGUGGAAGCUCGGUGCUCCUAAAACAAAUAGAUGAAGAUUCGAUGCCUGCUCUGGACGUCCUGUGCCAGAAUCAGUGUGAAAAUGUGUAUGAUGAGGACAGUGAAGAAUUUCAAGACUUCAAAAAAAGAACAGAGGCUGAAUUCUACCGAGGGGAUAAAGUAAAGUGGUGGAACUUUUAUUUCUCAGAUAAAACCCCAACAAAGCCUUUUGUAAAACGGGACAAAUACACUCAAAUCAAACAACUAAUCAGAUCUCAAACCAAAGAGCCCACAAGUACAUGUGUCAUGUUAAAUCUUUUCCAUCAGCCUGGUUGUGGUGGCACAACUUUGGCCAUGCAUGUAAUGUGGGAUCUCAGAAGAGAAUUCAGAUGUGCUGUGUUAAAAGAUAACACCGUGCCAAAGACAGAAGUGGCACAACAGGUUGCUCAGCUCUUAAGGUUUGGGAAAAGUGAGCCUUCAUUUAAAACUCCAGUCCUGUUAUUGGUGGAAGACUCAGAGGAAACCGAGAACACACAAGAGCUGCAGCACUGUUUAAGGAAAAUCAUCGGUGAACUGGAUGCCCUUGUUAUUAUCCUGAAUUGUAUACGUUCAAAAACAGCAAAAGAAAAAUAUAAAAAUUGUGUGAUUGAGAGUCAGUACAUCACUGCAGCUCUCUCAAAGGAUGAACAAAAAGCUUUUGAAGUGAAGCUUCAAGAACUUCAAGAAAUUCAUGAGACACCUGAAAAUUUUUACAGUUUUAUGAUUAUGAAAAAUAAUUUUAGCAAAAAGUAUGUGAAAGAUGUUGCAAAUAACAUCUUGAGAGAUGUUGAUGUUGGAAUCAAACAAGCACAGCUCCUCUCCAUCCUUGCACUGUUGAUGACAUAUGUAGCCGAAUCCAACAUCUCUGUAUCCAUUUGUGAGGAUUUCCUUGGCAUCAAGCGGAGACUCUGGGGUAAGGAAUCUGUGAUGGAUAAAAUGGAGCCUUACUCAUGUUUGCUAAUUGAGCUCCAAGUUGAAGAACAUGGAGUAUACAAAGCUAUACGCUUUAUUCAUCAACGGAUUGCAGCAGAGUGUGUCGAGGUAUUAAAUGAGAGGCACUGCAGCCCAAAAUCUGACAUAAUUCAGAACAUGCUACACUGUGACUUGUUUUUUGACAGGGGGAUCGGCAGAGAUAACCUUCUCCAGUCACUGAAGAGCAUGCUAAUCACACGGCAACGAAAGACAGAGGGUAACGAGAAGGACACACUUUUUUCACCAUUAAUUGAAGACAUAAAUUCUGAACAUAAUGGAGCCAAAAAAAUUCAAGACAUAUUAACUCAAGCAUCAAAGAGAUUUGAUAAAGACUUUGCAGUUCCUCAAGCUUUAGCAAGGCACUACUAUCUGAACGAAAAGAACUUUGCCCUUGCAAAGGACUGGGCGAACAAAUCUAAAGACAUCAAAGAAAAUUCAUACACAGUUGACACAGUUGGACAGGUGUCACGGAGUGAAAUAAGACACAGAAUGGAUCUCAGAAAGCAAGACAAAACACCACUCAUGCCUGAGGAUUUGAGAGAAUUUCUUGAGCUAGCUCAAGCUGCAAUUCAAGCUUUUCAAACAGCUCAAGUCUUGGCAAAGACGGAUGAUAUUGCUGAGGUUGAGGAGAGACGCCACUGGAAGCAAAACACUUACAACAUAUCUGGAUACAUAAGUGAGAUUGACAUCACUAUGACAGUCUUCGACAUUGUUAAAGGACUUCCGAUGUUUGAGGAAAAACACUCUCAUGCCUAUUUCAAGCAAGUUUUUAAAGGAAAAAUGCCCUUGACAUCCAUCCCCACAGAUCAAAGUGAUGCUCAAGAGAAAUUAAUCGCUGUGCUAAAAGAUUUUGAAAAAUUUCUGACUUCUUUGAAGCCAGCUUUAGACAGAGAUUUUAAGUUCCUUGAGGAAUUUUUCACUUAUACAAGAGAAAAAGGUGUUGACAAAGAAAAGCAGGAGAAGAACAGGAAAUGUAUCUCUGAUCACUUUAAAAGUUACAUGUCAUUAUUUUGUUCAUCUGAGGAAAAACAAAGUACAAAAAAAUUUAAACCUAAACUGAGCUCAUACAUGGAAAUUGAGGAGUGCAGGAUGUUUCUGGAAGAAAAAAGAGCAAACAACUUCCCACGAAUUCUUCAAUUUUUGGAAUCCCGGGAUGACAUGAUUGAACAAAUCGCUGAAAAACAUUCAUUCAUCUACAAGAACUCUAGCACCAAAUCUCAUCAGGAUUUAACCAAUCAUUUACUCGCACACAUAAUCCUUAAGGUGAUCAAACCUAAAUCAAAACGGGCAAAACCCCAAAAGGAAAUGACUGACCUCUUGAAGGAACUUUUGCAAGAAGUUGGAUUGCAGCACCAGUUUCCAGAGCCCUACUACCUUGCACUUCUGUUACUAUGGCCCAGGAAAAGUCAUAGUGACCAAAACAAAGAUAUAACAACAUAUGUGGAAAGAAUAAGGAUUUCAUGCCGAAAGCAGUUUUCCCACAUGUUUAGAGCCAGAACUCCCAUUGUCCAUUUUUAUCUUGGCAAAUCAGAUGGAUUAGACAGGCUGGUCUCCAAAGCUGCCCUUGAUGGUUUCUUCAGUAAAGUCCGAGAGCGAAAUGUUCUCUGGCAAAGUGCAGACAUUUUCAAGGAGCAGCAAGUUAAAGACAAGCUCCUCAGAAUAAAUGGCACUAUUGAGCAAGGAGAGCUUUAUGCUGAGUACGGCAACCUGAGGAUCCCCGUCAGACCUGCCUACCUUGGUGGAAUAAGAAGUGGGCACAGUACAGAGAAGGUGUCUUUCUAUGUUGGCUUUGCCAUCGAUGGACCGCUUGCCUAUGACAUUCAAUAUGAAGACAGUUAGACCAGCAACAAGAUGACCCUUGAGGAGCAAGGAAAUAUGCACCAGGUGCAUCCUGGAAACAACUUGCCAACAACAAGAACUGUUUUAUAAAGACUAUACAGACUUUGUGUGUUCAGAUUUAUGUCCUUACAUAUGGCGAUAUAUUUGUAGAUUUAGAUAUAUAUCCUUACAUAUGACGGUAUAUUUGUAGGUUUAGGUAUAUGUCCUUACAUAUUGUGGUAUAUUUGUAGGUUUAGGUAUAUGUCCUUACAUAUUGUGGUAUAUUUGUAGGUUUAGGUAUAUGUCCUUACAUAUUGUGGUAUAUUUGUAGGUUUAGGUAUAUGUUCUUACAUAUUGUGGUAUAUUUGUAGGUUUAGGUAUAUGUCCUUACAUAUGACAGUAUAUUUGUAUGUUUUGAUUUAUGUCCCUUUAAUAUGUGUGUGCAAUAGCUAGUAAGUAAUUUUCUAUUACUAAACAUGGAAACUGUAGGAGUUGUGAUGUGUUCCAUAGCUAGUACUGCACAGUGGGACUACACAG